Rubroshorea leprosula is the source of this 632-nucleotide messenger RNA. Lineage: Eukaryota; Viridiplantae; Streptophyta; Magnoliopsida; Malvales; Dipterocarpaceae. The record is from the annotation of a GenBank genome assembly.
UUUGGCCACGCGGAAGGUUUUUAUCCAGCGACUGUUCGUGCUUUUAUUUAUUUAUUUUUUUUUUCUGUUCCCUUGGGACAUAGCCAUGGUGGUUGGAGGAGGGGUUAAGGAAACUAGGAGCGUUGAACUCUGUCAGGUUGAGAAUGCGGAGGAGGCGAAGGCGCCGCUGGCUGGAGGGCAGUCAGUUGGAACGUGCAGGAGGAUGAGUAAGAAGAAGAUGAGUGGUGUGGGGAUAUGUGGCGGCUGUGUGAUGGAUUACGGCAAUAAUCUUGGUUGGCUUGGAGGGAGGGCGGCCACUGGCGAUGCUCCUCAUCUUUUUGGCAGCGACGAGGUUGGGUGGUGGCUACCCGUGGACUGAAUUGGCUCAGUUUCUUUGAGAUUUAAUUGACAGAAGUUGAAAUUUUUUUAGGUUUGAUAUGAUUCUAGAAAAUCAAGAGUUGAAUGCAAAAUGGAUUCAUUUUGCUUUUAUGGCUGCUAGAUUUAGUUACGGGAGAGAGAAAUUAGGAUUAGUGUUAUGAAAAAAUUAUUAGUGGUACUAGACUAGUUAGAGGAUAUGUUUAGAAUUACUAUAUGUGACUGUUCUAUGUUGAGCAUUGUUGUACUGUAAUUGUAAUUAAAAAUUAUUUUAAUAU